AUGUUGGGCCUGGGGCUGGUGGCCAGGGAUGUGGCGGUGGAUGUGCUGCCCUACUUUGACCAGGGAUACAAGGCACUGGUGGAGGAGGAGACAUGGCACCGGCCGACCAAGAACUACCUCAGCUACCUGCCCAUGCAUGACUAUAGUGUCUUCGAGACCAAGAUCAUGCAGACUGAGUUUGAGCGCCUAGUGGCCCGGCAGCCCCUGGAACUACUCAGUAUGAAGAGGUACGAGCUGCCCGCCCCAUCCUCUGGGCAGAAGAACGACAUCACGGCAUGGCAGGAGUGUGUGAACAAUUCCAUGGCACAGCUGGAGCACCAGGCUGUGCGCAUCAAGAACCUGGAGCUCAUGUCCCAGCAUGACUGCAACGUCUGGACAUUGUACAAUGAGCAUCUAGUUCAUAUGAUAGAACAAGCCCAGAAAGAGCUUCAGAAAUUGAAGAAAAAGAGUCAAGACCUGAACUGUCAGGGGAAGAACAUGCAGCUCACAGCUGGGGCUAAGCUGCGUGAGAUGGAAUCCACGUGGGUCUCUCUUGUCAGUAAAAAUAAUGAGAUUGAAGGAACUAUUGUGCAGUUGGAAAAUGAAAUUUCAACAAAUCAAGCAGUAGCAUGGGGAAGCAAAAAAGGAGAAGACUUUCAGUAACUUAAUCCUGACUCAUCUUAGUGCAGCAUGUGAUAAAAACUACAAACCAGACACUUUGGAGAUGCUGUGUCUGUAGACACCUCUAGCUGGACGUGUGAGGUGGUAAAAGGGUAUUUCUGUAGUUUCUUUUCUUUGUGUUAAA
Vidua chalybeata is the source of this 784-nucleotide messenger RNA. Its product is annotated as pre-mRNA-splicing factor SPF27-like. Gene Ontology annotation, cellular component: Prp19 complex; precatalytic spliceosome; catalytic step 2 spliceosome. Gene Ontology annotation, biological process: mRNA processing. The record is from RefSeq and is a predicted model, not a curated record. Lineage: Eukaryota; Metazoa; Chordata; Aves; Passeriformes; Viduidae.